GUGACUGUAGCUAAUAAAUUGACUCUUGAGCACUUACAUAACAUGCAUUAGAGAUAGAAGACCUAGAAGUGGGAGACUUGUGUCCUGAAUGAGCAGGCAAAGGCAAGAGUGAGUAAAAUUACAUAUUGUUAUGAAGGUCAUUACAUUUCUACUCAAAGAAUGAUGAAGUCUGGAGUAAAAUAAAGUAUAGGAAGUCCUUUUGGAAGGAGUUUUCUAUUUAGGUCACUACUAAGGCAAAUGGCAUCGAGGGAGGACAUGAGGAUGUGGGGCUCUGGACUGGAUGACAAGCGGACAUGAAGUCAGCUGUUGGCUUUGAGGAACAGCAUCAUUAAACAACACAGUGGCCAGUGGCUAGAUCACAGUGGUUUUCCAUACUAACACCUUUAACAUGGCCACUAUUUUCCCACAAAGAUUAAUUCUGCCACCAUUUCUAGAAUGCAGAAAUUACUGCAGCCUAAAAAAAUAGUGCCCCCUAUUUUCCUUUUAUUUUUACAUAGUAAUUAUUCACUCAACAAAUGUUUACUGUGUGGCUACCAUAUGCAAGAAGAUGGGCAUGAACUAGCCCCCAUGACCACUUUGACCUCACUACAAUCCUCACUCACUCCGUUUCAACUGUGUCACCUCCUUGCUGUUUCUCAACUGUUCCCUGCAUGUUACUGCCUUGGGGCCUUUGCAAGAACAUGCUUUCCCUAGAUUUCCAUUUGACUGCUUCCCUCACUUCCAUCAAGAUUUUCCUGGAAGUCACCUUCUCAGUGAGGAUUUUGCUGGCCACUCAACCUAAGAUUGAAACCCCCUUUCUCCUCUCCCUACUGUUCUUCCUUUGCUUUUCCUUGACACUCAUCACUACCUGACAUAUCACUCAUUUUAUGUAUUUACCUUUUUUAUUGUCUACUUCCUCCACUAGAAGUAACCUCCAAGAGGAUAAGGAUUUCUGUUCCCUGCUAUAUCCUCACUGUCUAGAACAGAGCCUGGCAUUUUAUGAGAGUUUAAUUGGGAGCUUUUGAAUUUAGAUGAAUGAGGGCAUGAAGUGAGAUAGGAAUUAACAAAUUGAGCAUUCCAAGUACUGGACAAGGUACUUUAUACAAGUUAUCUCCUAUGUGGGGAAUAUUGUCCCCAAGAUACAGGGUGACAAAAUUGAGGCCUUGUGAGGAUAAAUAACUUGCCCAGGAUCACGUAGUUGGUAAUCAGUAGAGCUAAUUCUCACAAUUAGGUUUUUCUGGCUCCUUUUAUGCCACAAUGCUUCCUUGCCAAAAGCAAUGUCACAAUGACUUAAAGAGGGACUUCCAGAGCGGGGCUGUUGCUUAGCAGCCAGUCUUAGCUACACCCUUCAUAUUCUUGGUUAAAGUCCACAGAUGAGGGUGGUGAAUCAUGGAGAUAAUAUACGAGAAAUCCAAGUUCACUGCAAGUCCCUCUCAGGGACGGAUCAUGGUCAAAGCUUCGCAGAAAUCCUUCAAGUCCUUGCCAUAUGACCUGCCUGGGAACAAAAGCUCACAGUGGAUCAACAAGCAAUACCUUUGGGACUUUGAUCAAGGUGCGGCGAAUAAGUCCUCCUUUGGAACACGUCAACACAGGAAGCUCUUUCCUCUCUACCAUCCCCCAAACUUGUUUGGGAACAAGUUUCUCCCUAUUAGGGGAUCGCCCCAUAUAGGGCCUGGAUGUUACGUACCAGAAGAUAGGAAUGACUUGGCAUACAACUUAUCUAAGAUCCCGACCAGUGUAAAAGGAUAUACUUUAGGAGCCAGAACAGCCGUGAGGUUUAAGCCAACCAACAAGGAUGUGACACUUUACCCAGGCAUGUACCAGAAAGUAAGGCUUCAGGAGGAAAAACAUAAACAAAGUUUUGCUCCAUUUAAUGCUCUGGUGCCUCGAUUUAGGAGCUACUCAAAAGACACUUAUUGUCCUGGUCCUGGCACAUACAACCCAGAGAUGAAGCCACAUCCCAAAGUUGCUUGGCCAAUGAGAUUUGGGUCUCCUGACUGGGCUCAAGUUCCAUGUAUACAGAAAAGAACCUUUAAAACUGAGCUGUCUACAGACAAAGACUUCAGAAAGCAUCGGAACCGUGUGGCCUACCUAAGCCUGUUUUACAACUGAGCAGCAGUGACUACCUUCAUGUGCUCUUCUUGAAAACAGAGUCUCCAGGAUUGAAGGCGAAGCUUCUCUUCUCCUUCUGUAUUGCUGUGCUGUCUUGUCUGCCAGCAUGGGGCCCAGGGUGGGGCCGGGCUAGUAACUACUGUGUGAAAGCAUAAAGAGUAGUACAGAGUGCUAGCUCCAUCUGCUGGUUUGUGGUGUAUACAUACGGAGCUGGGUGGGAGGGUUCCUGUUGGGUAUUGAGUUGGUUUCAUUAUAAUAAAAUACUCAGGGGCCCCUGCCCUCUAGUUCUAAUUCCCAAGCACUAGUUUUUUAUAUUCUACCCCUAACCCUGGUCCUAAGAGGAUAUUGGUCUAUGCAUAUCAAGAGUUUGGAUGGGAUCUGGGUUUAUUAGAUGCAAAAGACACCUAAAGCAAAUUAAAAUAUUUAUGUGUA
Molecule: messenger RNA, 2523 nt
Organism: Microcebus murinus (gray mouse lemur)
Lineage: Eukaryota; Metazoa; Chordata; Mammalia; Primates; Cheirogaleidae
Gene: CIMAP3
Product: ciliary microtubule associated protein 3
Biological process (GO): regulation of cell projection organization
Molecular function (GO): cytoskeletal protein binding
Source: RefSeq, a predicted model, not a curated record